Messenger RNA from Candida tropicalis MYA-3404, 1740 nucleotides. RefSeq names its product Hsp90 cochaperone (gene STI1). Gene Ontology annotation, molecular function: Hsp90 protein binding. The coding region runs from base 1 to 1740 and encodes 579 amino acids. NCBI's taxonomy places the organism in Eukaryota, Fungi, Ascomycota, Pichiomycetes, Serinales, Debaryomycetaceae. The transcript has a single exon. The record is from RefSeq and is a predicted model, not a curated record.
AUGACUACAGCUGAUGAAUAUAAAGCAGAAGGUAACAAAUACUUUGCUGCCAAAGAAUUUGAAAAAGCAAUUGACUCAUUCACCAAAGCUAUUGAAGUUUCUCCAGAACCAAAUCACGUUCUUUAUUCUAACCGUUCUGGUUCUUAUGCUUCAUUGAAAAACUUCACCAAGGCUUUAGAUGACGCUCAAGAAUGUAUUAAAAUUAAUCCAUCUUGGCCAAAAGGAUAUACUAGAUUAGCUACUGCCGAGUUUGGAUUAGGCAACUUGGAAGCCGCUAAAGAAUCUUAUAAUAAAUGUUUAAGUUUGGAUCCAAACAAUAACAUGGCUAAAGAAGGUCUUAAAUCUGUUGAACAAGCUGAAUUUAAUAGAAACAAUAAACCAGAUUUGGGAUUAACUACUAUGUUUAAUGAUCCAGAAUUAUACACUAAAUUGAGAAAUAAUCCAAAAACUAGUGAAUUUAUGAAUGAUCCUCAAUUUGUUGCAAAAAUUGAAAAAAUCAGAAGUAAUCCAAAUAGUGGUGAUCCAAAAGAAUUAUUGGGUGAUCCAAGAAUUUUAACUGUCUUUGCCACUUUGAUGGGUCUUGAUAUUGAUAUGACUGCCAAACCAGAACCAAAGGAAGAACCAAAAGAACAACCAAAGGAAGAAUCCAAACCAGAACCUAAAGAACAACCAAAGGAGCAACCAAAAGAAGAAGUCAAAUCAGAACCAAAGCAAGACGAAGAUGUUGAAAUGACUGAUGCUUCUGAUGAUAACAAGACUGAAGCUGAUAAAGCUAAAGCUGAAGGUAACACCUUGUACAAGCAACGUAAGUUUGAUGAAGCUAUUGCUCAAUAUGAAAAAGCUUGGGAUUUGCAUAAAGACAUCACUUAUUUGAACAACCGUGCUGCUGCUGAAUAUGAAAAGGGUGAUUACCAAGCUGCCAUUGCCACUUGUGAAAAGGCAGUCGAUGAAGGUAGAGAUAUGCGUGCUGAUUAUAAAUUGAUUGCUAAAUCAUUUGCCAGAUUGGGUAAUACAUAUUUGAAAAUGGAUGAUUUACCACAAGCUGUUAAGUAUUUUGAUAAAUCUUUAACUGAACACCGUACUCCUGAUGUUUUAAACAAAUUGAGAGCUACACAACGUGAAAUCAAAACUAGAGAAGCAAAUGCUUAUGUUGAUCCAGAAAAGGCCGAAGAAGCCAGAUUAGAAGGUAAGGAAUAUUUCACCAAAGGUGACUGGCCAAAUGCUGUUAAAUCCUAUACUGAAAUGAUCAAGAGAGCACCUGAAGAUGCUAGAGGUUAUUCUAAUCGUGCUGCUGCAUUGGCCAAAUUAUUAUCAUUCCCAGAUGCCAUUCAAGAUUGUAACUUGGCUAUUGAAAAAGAUCCUAAAUUUGUCAGAGCUUAUAUUAGAAAAGCUAAUUGUCAAUUAAUGAUGAAGGAAUAUUCAAAAGCUAUGGAAACUUUAACCGAAGCUAGAAAAGUUGAUUUAGAAAUUGGUGGUAAAUCAAUUCAUGAAAUUGAUGAAAUGUUGAAUAAAAUCACCUUCCAAAGAUUUAGAGCCAUUGAAGGUGAAACUCCAGAACAAACCAUGGAAAGAGUUUCCAAAGAUCCAGAAAUUGUUUCUAUUUUACAAGAUCCAGUCAUGAAUGGUAUUUUGGCCCAAGCAAGAGAUAAUCCAGCUGCCUUACAAGAUCAUAUGAAAAACCCAGAUGUUGCAAAGAAAAUCAACAUGUUGAUUGCUGCAGGUGUUAUUCGUACUAGAUAG